GUUCAUGAUGAGAACAUUAAUAACUUUAAGCAAAAUGUGAUGUUAGUUUGCUUUUUUCUCUCUCUUUACAUUUCAUUUCCCUCUAAUCUCACUGUUUUACAUUCUUCACUACCACCACCAUGUGUAUGCAAGCUUGCUAAUUCAGGAUUACAUUUCAGGCAUCUGAUGAAAUGGAUUGUGGCCCUUAAAAGCUUACGUCUUAAUAAAUUUCUUAGUCUGUUAGGUGCCACAGAAUUCUUUGUUCUUUAAAUUUAGAGAAAGAAUGGUUUUAGAUAAUGAAAAGUUCACUGGUGUGGUUUUUUUUCUGCAGGGAGGAAAACUGCAUGCAACUAGAAGCAGGUGUUUCCUCACAUUUUAAAAGUAUUUGUGUCUGGUUUUGGCAGUGGGUAUGUAGGUACAAACAAUAAAUGAAUUUUAAAAAUGAUGUCAUGCUCUAUGGCUUAACUGCUAAAUAAGAAGUGUGGAGUCAACCUUGUCUGAAAAAUCAUACUUGUUGGUCCUCUUACAUGGAAACUUGUUUUCUGUCUAUAGAUGUGUAGAGACUAACUGAUUUUUUUAAAAAAUGAGGAGGCAAUGACAUUCUACAAAUGUGCAAUGACAUACUAUCUUAAAUAAGUGUUGUACAACUGUUUGUACAGGUUCUAUUUUGAUGAAAACAACAUGACAACUGUCUUCACUUUGUCUUUGGUUCUGAGGCCAAUAAAGAUAAUCUUAAGUCCAAUGUGAAUCCAGUGUGUGCUGUAGUGGUUAGUGUCAAGGCUUCAGGGAAUCCUAUCCCUUUUACAGUGGGAUGCCAAGAAGUGGAAAAACAAAAAGAGUUCUUACCAGGUAGUUUAUUCAAUAUUCAAAGAGAGAGACUAAGGAAUGCGGUCUCUCUUAGUAAAUGGCAUUGCUCCAAGUAAAGUUCCACCACAUCAGUUUCCCCUAUUCUACGUCACCCCUGCGCUGACUGACCUGUGCUUUCUGCCUUUGUGUUUUCUGUUCUACCACCCUCAAGGCACACCUUGUUCCGGGAGAGUGGGGUUCAGGAAUGCUUUCAAGAGACACUGAGUCUGUUAGUUGUCUCUCCCCUGGUGCUUCUUCUUCCUGCUACUCCCCAAUAUUUCCCAGCUUCUCCCCUUUGUAGCCUCUGAACCUUCUGCAAACCACUGUUCUAAAUCGAUACUAUCCUCCUCUUCUCGGGAAGGUGCUGGACUGGGGGGCACGGUUCCCACCAUUCCACUUCAGUCCAUCCCCUGACAGUGUGUAUGACAAGGAGAAUCAAAUUCAAAUCCCCACUCAGUCAUGAAGCUCAUUGGAUGAUCUAGGGCAUAUAACUUUCUCACAGCCUAAGCUAAGGAUAGUUGUGAAGAUAAACUGGGAUGCAAUUUCAUGUAUGCUGCCUUGAGCUCCUUGAAGGAAAGGUGAGACAUAAAUGUAAUACAUAAAGAAACUGGAUGUUGCAGUAUUAUGCGUGUUUGUGGGAAGGGCAGAGCACUAGAACUGCAGUGACUGAGAAGUUAUGAUGAGGUGGUGUUCUGGACUGUACCACUCAGUCUGUGGGUGGGUGAUCACAUUUUUAAUACAGCCCUAUGCCUUUGUGAAUAGAAAACCAGCACAACAAAGUUCUGGAAUUGUGUUCUUCACCUUCUCUCAUUUAGAAACAUUCAAAUCCAGAAUGCACACCUACAAUUUGAAGCUGUGUAGUGCAGAAUGCCACCUCAUUCUCCCAUAAAUGUAGACCAAAGCAGAGAUGCUUCAACACAGGUAAAAUAGAACCUGCUGUUUUCUAUUAGUUCAGAGGCUCAUAGGUUCAAGCUCUUUGUUGUGACUGGAAGUGACUGGAAACUGGUAUGUAUGUACACUUGCAGAGCUCUUAUACUAAUAUGCAACCUUCAUUGAAUUUUCCUAGUCCUCCUGGCAUUAUGCAAUGAAAGGGAAACAUAAAACCUUUUCAUAAACUUAUCACAGAAGCCUACCAUUAUCAAAUUGGUUAAUGAAGAAUGGAGCAAUUUACUACAAGGAUUUUAUUAUUGUUGUUGUUGGGGAUGGGGGAGAGGAAUGAUCCAUUUGAGUCACCCUUUUACUGUGUAAUGCUACUGAACCAUUCUACCCACAGUCGACUUAGCUUCCUGCUGCUUCCCUGCAGACCCCCACAUUGUUCAGAAACAGCUUGUCGCUGCAAAUCAGCUUAGCCAAGCAUAUAAAUCCUUCCAAACAUAUUGCAGCCACUCUAAUUGAGGGUUCCCCCCUUUAUUGUAUAAAUUCUGCAGGUUUCAAGUUUAGAGCUGCGAACUGCAAACUAGAAUUCAACACCACCAAUGCAAACACAGACUACGGGGAGGAAAUGUGUUUCCUGACUACCUGUCUCAUUCUUUGGAUAGCAUCUUUGACUUUUAUAUUUGGACCAAAUACUGCAGGAAUGCAGUCUGAUAAAGAAGUGAAGGAAGAUGGCAGCAUUGCCUCUCACCACAGGUAUCUGAAAGUUGAUUUAGGUAUCAUGUCAGUUAACAACUAUAGUGAACACCACCAGAACCAAAGAGGAGAAAUUAUCAAGUUAAUACUGGAGAGAACUUUAUGUCCACAAAGGAUUGGGGGGAUGCAAGAGGCCUGUAAUCUGUGCCUUGAACCAGACACUUUGAUAUUAGUUGCAGGAGGAGAUUUAGAAGUCUAUUUUAGUGAAGAAGUCUUCCAGAAAAUUCUUCUUUAUUACAUUACUCAUCAAAGAGAUAUCUGUCCAUCAAUGUUUAGUCAGAGGAACCAGGAUUAUAAAUUUUACCUAACUAGUAUGGUUAAUUGAAGAAGCAAUAGAGUUUUCUCUUGGAAUGAAACUGAAGAUGUAGUGGAAUCAAUAAGGAAACAUUUAAAAAUAUCUGAAUACCAGUUCUUCUGUUUUCAGUGUGUACACAUAAGUGUUCUGGAAAGGAAAGCUGCUUUUCUGAACAUUAGUGGUGCUGAUGAAAGUACCAUUCCCCAGCAGGGUGCUGCCAUUCUCAGGUUGGCCCUGCAUGGAAUCUGCCUGACUAAAACACGUUUACCUUCACCAUAAUUCUUUAUGCAAUGUAUUUUCCAUUCUUCAAACAGUAUUAAUGAACUCCAUAUAACAAAAAAUGCAAGAAUUAUUUUUAGCAUUGCUUUCAUCUUUUCUUCUAUAGAAUAUGGCUAUAGCACUCUUGCAAUUUUACUUAUGACAAUUGGAUCUAUGUUUGGCACAACUCUCAUUCUAUUUAAUUCCUGUCAAGAAUGUUACACCCUCAUUUUACAGCUAUUUGUGGGGUUAGCUGUAGGAAUUCUUUCUGGAGAUGUCCUACUACAUCUUAUUCCACAGCGAGUGCCUCCAAGAAUUCUGCAAUGUAACAAUGCAAGUAUAUUCCUUAGAGGAGAUUUUGCAGUACUGUUAAGUACAGGUCUUUCUUCAAAGAUUGCCAUUUUAAUGAACUUCUUAAGUGCUCUAACUGAUUUCAUAAGACUUUACAUUGGCCUUUCAAUAUCAAAAGAUCCUUGCAUUAAUUACUACACCACACUGACUUUCUAUAUUAAUAUAUUUGGCUCUCUUACUGCUGCCUCAUUCUUUUUUUAGCUUCCUGAAAUGACUCACAUCCAGACACAGAGGCCCUGGUUGAUGUUUCUGCUACAGAACCUUGGAUUACUAUUAGGUUGGUUCUCCCUCUUGCUUCUAACUAUAUUCUUUCUAACCUUCUCACAUUGUACAUGGGCAUGA
This is a messenger RNA of Podarcis muralis (Common wall lizard), 3700 nucleotides long. The record is from RefSeq and is a predicted model, not a curated record. NCBI's taxonomy places the organism in Eukaryota, Metazoa, Chordata, Lepidosauria, Squamata, Lacertidae.